CAUUAGACACAGACCAGGUUCCCGUGCAGGCCCAGCAGUGCUCAUGUUCCAUGCUGCUCUUUAUCGGACACUCCCCCAUCUUGGCUCAAACACCCUGCAGCAGCAGUCCUGCCACAGGCUGUCGAGACCGGACAACUCCGCUGCCAAGGUGGAGAGGUUAUCUGUGAGAGAAAAUCAGAGGAGAGUCCCAGUAACAAGAUACCCUACAAACCCUCAUCAACAUGGGGGCUGUCAUCUCACGGUGGAGGGCUAAGCCAUCCACUGUGGAUAUAUUGGAGGGUAUCGAUAAGGAUAUACAGACUCUUGAAGAUUACAGUGAGAAGUAUCAGAGGCAGCUGAAGAUCUGGGUUGGACGACUGCUUCUGUACUCGACUCUUCUCUUCCUGAUCACAUGUGUAGUUGUGUAUUGCUGGUACCUACCUGAACAGUUGAUGGGACGGCUCAUAUUGUCUCUUCCCUUCCUAAUAUUUCCGUUAUUAGUUUGGUUGCUGCGAAAAAUGCUGAUAAUUAUUUUUUCACGAAGAACUGAAAAAAAUAAUGAAAAAUUAGAUGAUCUCAAAGCACAAAAAAGGAAAAUACUUGAAGAAGUUAUGGAAACUGAGACGUAUAAAAAUGCUAAAAUGAUUCUGGAGAGAUUUGAUCCUGAUUCCAAGAGAAAAAUUGAGCUUGAAUCCACUCCAGUUGGACCUCAGAUGACUCCAAAACCAGGACAAGAGCUCCGCCAGCGUAAUGUCAUCCCAAAGACCCCCUCAGUGUUGAAUCCUGCAAGCGGAGCUGCUGCCCGCCCUCCUCAGCCGCCUGCCUCUGGGCCCACCUAUCCUGGACGAACUUCCCACUCUGCUCCAGGUGGACCCCCAGAGAGGAGCCUGUCUGCUAUAGCUGCUCAGCAGAGCUUGAUGAGGAGGCCUGUGACCCCUGGAACACCUGUUCCAGGAGUCGGGAUGCACCCCCCAGGCCCGCCCCUGGCCAGACCUGUGGUCCCGAGGGACAGAGGCGCUCUGGACAGAGUCAUUGAGUAUCUUGUUGGGGACGGCCCUCAGAACCGAUACGCUCUCAUCUGUCAGCAGUGUCUGUCCCAUAACGGCAUGGCAUUAAAAGAGGAAUUUGAAUACGUUGCUUUCCGAUGUGCGUAUUGUUUUUUCCUGAACCCUGCGAGAAAGACCAGGCCCCAGGCUCCCAGACUCCCCGAGGCCAGCGAAGAACUGAAUAUGUCAUCCCAGGCGGCCGUAGCUUCGCCUGCUGCUGAAGGAGAUGACGACCAAUCUGUUUUAGGGCAAACCAAGCUGGCUGAUGUCUCUGCUGAAACAGACACACAAGAGCCAAGCACUCCAACAACCACAGAGCCCAGCUCUGCGUCAGACGGCCACAGCACCCCAGAGUCACAAGAUCUGCCCUCUGAGAAAUCUGACGGAGAGCACGAUGUGUCCGCCAUGGAAGUGGAAUAAAACAGUGGAGCAGUGAUUUAAAAUCGAGUCGUAACCGUUAACUUGAAAGUAAAUGCCGCGAGUUGAAAUAACACAAUAACAACAAGUCAGCCGUUAAUGUGGUUUUCAAUUUGCAGUACAAAAUGUCCUUUCUUUUGAGAAUUGAUUUUAUAUUUCUAGCAAUAGUAAUGAAUUCAAUAUUAAAUGACAUAACGCUAGCACUAUGUAGCAAACUGCAAAACAACCCACCUUUCCUGUAUGAUUAUUUGUCUAUCUUAUUCAGAAUAAUAAGGAUUAUGCUGCAAUAUUUUCAUGUUUUUGAUGUAUAGGAAAAGUCUUUUCCCAUGUUGUCUUUAUUUUCUGUAUUUUAUUUGUUUUCGACAGGAUUUGUAACAGUAUUCUAUCCGGGUUAAUUGAAAACUGCUGAAACAAAAGAAAUAUUUUGAGGGGAUUUUAUUUAUGGGAAAUUAUUUAUAGAUAUUUUUCUAAAAUGCUGUGCCUUACAUGACAGUGUUGACUGGGGUACUCUGCAGCACGGUGGUGCUAACAACAUGUUUACACAACCAUGGUACCAUAAUAGGAAUGCACAUACAGUAUAUAUUUAUUGCUGUGGAGAAAAGGAGAUUUGUCAGUACUGUGCACCUGCCCUAAGUGCCUUUUUAUAUUUUAAGUCUGCUUCAGAGUGUUGUCGAUAAAACCUAUUUACAUAUAGACAAUGACGUCCUUUAACUGUUUACAGACUCUAUCUGUUUAUCUGAAUUCCUCUUCUGUAUAAAGAAUAAUAAAUAAACUUUUGAAAACAA
This is a messenger RNA of Centropristis striata (black sea bass), 2227 nucleotides long. It is a transcript of the gene lnpka, whose product is annotated as limb and neural patterns a. The transcript has 13 exons. Lineage: Eukaryota; Metazoa; Chordata; Actinopteri; Perciformes; Serranidae. Gene Ontology annotation, cellular component: endoplasmic reticulum tubular network. Gene Ontology annotation, biological process: endoplasmic reticulum tubular network organization. The record is from RefSeq and is a predicted model, not a curated record. The coding region runs from base 222 to 1445 and encodes 407 amino acids.